Messenger RNA from Mus musculus (house mouse), 16035 nucleotides. It is a transcript of the gene Kif26b, whose product is annotated as kinesin family member 26B. Gene Ontology annotation, cellular component: cytoplasm; cytoskeleton. Lineage: Eukaryota; Metazoa; Chordata; Mammalia; Rodentia; Muridae. Gene Ontology annotation, biological process: system development; animal gross anatomical part developmental process; microtubule-based movement. The record is from RefSeq and is a predicted model, not a curated record. The transcript is spliced from 12 exons. Bases 3871 to 9063 code for a protein of 1730 amino acids. Gene Ontology annotation, molecular function: microtubule motor activity; ATP binding; microtubule binding.
CGUCCUCGUCAAAAUGCUGGAUGGCUGCUGGCUCUUCUCUUGCCAUUGUCACUGGUCCUAGUGUAAGGGUCACUCGGGGAGGCCAGUUCUUUACUACUUUCUGUGGUUUUCUUCACAUGAAGCAAAUUUUAAAAAGGCUGAGAGUAGAAGGCUGGCUGCCCAGCAGCGGGCAACAAAUCCUCUCUCUUGAAGACAGAUCCGGAAGGACACUGCACGUCCACUGUGUGUGGCUCCUUGGAGUCCUGGUGCCCACAGGAGAGUGGAGAGCGCUGGUGGCAUCUGAUGGUCCAGUCCUUACUUCUAGAGAUAGGAAGUGGAGAUUCCUAGUUCCAAGCUUCUGAGAUGUUCCUUGCUCAGUGUUUUGAUAAGUAGAACAAUGUGCUUCCAGAGAAAUUCUGUCAGUAGCGUCCAUGUCCUUCUGUUUCACCAGGCUAAGCAGCCAUUUUUAUAUUUAAGGUCUACAUUUGGUUCAGUAGACAAUGUGGCACACUGAAGGAGGAAAACUGGGCUCCAGAUCCCAUUGCCGACUAUAGGACCAUGAACAAAAAUGCUGACUCUCCUGGAUCAUAGCCCGUCAGUGGUCCUGGUUCCAGUUGAUACCAACAGGAAUAGUUUAUAAACUAUAAAAGAGUGUUUAAAGUCUCUUUCCCUUCACUACUCCAUAGAGUUAUUUGCUCGGUUAUUAUAUUAAUGUGUUUUCUAACUUUCAACGUGUGAGUCUUUCCAUCUCUUUAAACAGAGCAAAUGGGAGAUCUUGUUUUCUGCUAAUUAUUUCAGCCUUCUCCAGAGACUCAUUUCAAGUCUCCUUCCACAUCAAGCCAUUAGGCCAUUGCUUUGGACCCAUCCACCAGCCAUCAAAAAGCAUCUUGUCAGGGCUGACAUCCUGCCAAGUGCACCUCAUUCUGACAGUUUCUUUGGUUUAAAAAAAAUUUUUUUUAUUAUUUUGGUUUUUCGAGACAGGGUUUCUCUGUAUAGCCUUGGCUGUCCUGAAACUCACUCUGUAGACCAGCUGGCCUCAAACUCAGAAAUCCGCCUGCCUCUGCCUCCCAAGUGCUGGGAUUAAAGGUGUGCGCCACCACAUCCGGCAGUUUCUUUGGUUUUGUUCUUUUUCUUUUUUCCUGUUUUUUUAAAUUUUUUAAUUUUAUUAACCAUCUGCAUAGAUGAACUCUUUGCAACUUUUACUUUUUAUUUUCUGCUAAGUCACACCUCUCCCAAACUUCAGACAUUAGGAUUCACUUAAAAUGUUUUCUUUACUGUGAAAAGAAUCAAGCAUGCAGAAUAAUACAUGAAUAUUGACAGAUUCCCAGUUCCAAGACACAUAACAAAGCCAACACCUAUGCACCAACUGCUUGACCAAUAUCAACAUAAGAGACGAUCUUAUGUUUCACUUUUCAAGUAAAUAUCCAGGGUCUACUUGUAUCCAGAACUUGUGAUAUAUAUUGACGACCGUCAGAUCAUCUGGCCUACAGAAAUAGUUCACGUCAUUAACUAGGCAUGAAAUCUACCAACCAGUAACUGCAGGGCAAAAAGUCGUUUGCAGUGAGAAAUACAAACAGGAAGAGAGUAACAGUUAGUUACCUCUGGGAGAGUUGGAAUGGUUUCCAGAGGAUGUGACUUAAACAGUUAAGGGUGAUUUGCUUGGGAAACAAGAGCAUUCCAGGCAAUGUGUUAGUCUUCCAUUACUGUAACAAAUGCCCCAAAUCAAUUAACUUAAAAAGAGGAAUUUGCUUGAGUUGGCCCCUGGCUGUGGAGGUGGUAGGCUGUGACCAGGUGGAUCCAUGGCAUUAGAAUACAUCACAGUGGGAGAAUGGGAUGGAGGAGGCCUCUUUGCCUCAUGGCCCAGAGAGAAAGGAGUAAGAGUAGAGCACAGAGUCUUCAGCUCUGCUUGAGGGUACACCUCAGUGAUUAAAGCCUCCACCAGAUCCUACCUACCUGAAGCAUCUACCACCUCCCAGCGAAACCAAGCUGAGAAGCAAGCCCCGAAUGGCUGGGCCUUUGAGGACACUCCAUCCAUACUACAGCACAGGAGGAACACAUGCCCUCUGAGUGUCUGUGUGUCCCAUCACGAUAGCUCUUGGGCCACCCCAUGAUGUCCUUCAUGGCUCUUGACCAUUCCUUCUCAGGUUUGGGGCCUGCACCUUUCUAAAUGCCCACAUUCCCGUAGGAGUGCCAUUAGACGUCUACCCUCACCAUGAACUGAUUCAUUCACCCAUUUACUGAACACCGAGAAGAGCCUGCCGGCUCUAGCCUACCUGCAGAUCACUGACGGAGCUUGUUAAAGGCUCAAGUCCAGUCUCUGGAAGCUAUUCAAAAUUUGGAGAAGAAGGUCCAGGCAUUCAGAGUUCUAACACAUUGCCACUAGUGGUUCCUAAGGCAGUACUGUGAGGACCCAUGGAAACACAAGGAAGGAAUGUCUUGUAAUGGAAGAGAGAGUGGUAAAGACCCCUAGAGAACCAACCUGCUGGUUCUCCUUACCUGGAUCACCAAGACACUUCCUCCUGGUCCCACCCCUGCCAGUCCCUCUGGUCUCACCCACCCUCCAGUCUGAAACACUCACUUGUGUGUGCACAUACCUCCCCUCCCCCUACACCAUGUCUCCAAGUACCUGCUCAGGGCCAGUCUUUCCUGCAGGUCUACUCAGUGCCUUGCCGAUGGGUGGAACAUCCUGAGUAGCCAUAGUCACUCAGUGAAGAACAGCAGGUAAAGUUAAGUAUUUCAAUGUGACCUUUGCUUGGCUUCUGCACUCUUUCUGUCAACUACUUCAGGGGGAGAACGCAGCAGGGAAAAGCAGAGUUGAAGACAAAGUCUAAGGCAGGAGGCUGCUCUUCUCUGCAUGCAUUUCCAUUACCAGCAGCACCUGAACAAUUUUUAAGACAGGUUAACUGUGAGCCUGGUCACCUCUACUCACUAAUGAAAUCUGUGCCUGUAGCUCUUUCUCCCCUGGGGACCCACAUCUGUGUAUGUCUACAAAUGUCCUCCCAUAGAGUCUCACACAUAUGCACAGAACCUUGGUAUGGCCGGCUCUGUCUGAACACACAUGACUCAACAUGUACAUGGGUAUGUAAUUAAAGAUUUUGAACACUUGGUUUUGAUGGUCUGUUUUCCAGGGGUCUUGUUCAGAAGAUUCCUGAGCUACUAUGGGCUAAGGAAGAGUUGCAGCAAGUGUUUUUCGGCUGCUCUUUCUGUAAAGUGCCCUCUCUUCUCUCUCUCUCUCUCUCUCUCUCUCUCUCUCUCUCUCUCUCUCUCUCUCUCUCUCUCUCUCUCCCUCCCUCCCUCCCUCUCUCCCUCCCUCUCUCCCUCCCUCCCUCCCUCCCUCCCUCCCUUCCUCUCUUUCCCUCCUCUCCUCUCUCUCUCUCUCUCUCUCUCUCUCUCUCUCUCUCUCUCUCUCUGCCCCUCCCUGCCUGCCUGCCUGCCUGCCUGCCUCUGCCCCUCCCUCGCUGGCUCUCUGAGAUAGCAGCAGACCGAGAGGCUGGUGCAGCGUGCUCUGGGGAAAGAGUGAGCUUGCUUGCAGAGACUGGCAGCAUUUCAGGCAGCUCCUCUUGCAUCCCAUCCAUGCGGUGUUCUUGGAGGGCAAUGCAAUGUUGGAGCAGGGAUUGACCUGCACCGGGAGGGUAGCUGGUUGCUCAGAGAGGCCAGGGUCUUGGCUUAGCCAGAGGCUGGAAUCACAGGAAUGCUGUAGCAGGGUCUGCUGUGAAAGUUCCCAGACCCCCAUGGAUUUUAGAAUUUCCCAGCUUCUUCUGCACCUCAGCACACUCUCACUUCCUCCCGAGAUGGCCCCAGAUCUGCAGGAGACACUUGAGAGAAGCUAUUUAUUAGCAGUCGCGAAGAGACGGAUUCUGCGCUUGGUUCUUUAGCCAUGAUUUAUCAGUGAUGAUGGAUUGGCCAGCGGUAGCUGCCCAGAAGUUAAAUCUGUCAUCUAAGAAGAAGAAACACCGGCCUUCGACUCCAUCUGUUGCGGAGGCUCCCCUCUUUGCGACCAGCUUCAGUGGGAUCCUGCAGACCUCUCCUCCCCCAGCCCCACCCUGUCUCCUGAGGGCUGUCAACAAGGUGAAGGACACUCCUGGCAUGGGCAAGGUGAAAGUCAUGCUGCGUAUCUGUUCCACAUCAGCUCGAGAUACCUCAGAAUCCAGCUCUUUCCUGAAGGUGGACCCACGGAAGAAGCAGAUCACCUUGUAUGAUCCCCUGACUUGCGGAGGUCAAAAUGCCUUCCAGAAAAGAAGCAGCCAGGUUCCUCCGAAGAUGUUUGCCUUCGAUGCUGUUUUCCCACAAGAUGCUUCUCAGGCUGAAGUUUGUGCUGGAACUGUGGCCGAAGUCAUCCAGUCUGUGGUGAACGGGGCAGAUGGCUGUGUGUUCUGUUUUGGCCAUGCCAAGCUAGGGAAAUCCUACACCAUGAUCGGAAGGGACGACUCUAUGCAGAACCUGGGCAUUAUUCCAUGUGCUAUUUCUUGGCUGUUCAAGCUUAUCAAUGAGCGCAAAGAGAAGACGGGGGCCCGAUUCUCAGUCCGCAUCUCAGCCGUUGAGGUGUGGGGAAAAGAGGAGAACCUUCGAGACCUGUUGUCUGAGGUGGCCACGGGCAGCCUACAGGACGGGCAGUCCCCAGGCGUGUACCUCUGUGAAGACCCCAUCUGUGGCACACAGCUGCAGAACCAGAGUGAGCUCCGGGCCCCCACCGCAGAGAAAGCUGCCUUCUUCCUGGACGCCGCCAUUGCCUCGAGGCGAAGCAACCAACAGGAUUGUGACGAGGAUGACCACCGCAACUCCCAUAUGCUCUUCACCCUGCACAUCUACCAGUACCGGAUGGAGAAGAGCGGGAAGGGUGGAAUGUCUGGAGGUCGAAGCCGCCUGCAUCUCAUCGACCUCGGGAGCUGUGUGAAAGCUCUCAGCAAAAACCGAGAAGGAGGCUCGGGGCUGUGCCUCUCACUGUCUGCUCUGGGCAACGUCAUCCUGGCUUUGGUCAACGGGAGCAAGCACAUCCCAUACAAGGAGAGCAAGCUCACCAUGCUUCUGAGGGAGUCUCUGGGGAAUGUGAACUGUCGCACCACCAUGAUCGCACACAUCUCGGCCGCAGCCAGCAGCUACGCGGAGACCCUGUCCACCAUCCAGAUCGCGUCGAGAGUCUUAAGGAUGAAGAAGAAGAAGACCAAGUACACAUCAAGCUCCUCUGGGGGAGAAAGCUCCUGUGAGGAAGGCAGAAUGCGCAGGCCCACCCAGCUGAGACCCUUCCAUGCCCGGGCUCCGGUGGAUCCAGAAUUCCCCCUUGCCCCACUGUCCAGUGAUCCUGACUACUCCUCCAGCAGUGAGCAGUCCUGCGACACCGUCAUCUACAUCGGGCCCAAUGGCACAGCCCUGUCUGACAAGGAACUCACUGACAAUGAGGGGCCCCCAGACUUUGUGCCCAUUGUGCCAGCCCUACAGAAGACCAGAGGUGACAGCCGGCCGGGGGAGGCAGCAGAGGCUGCAGCCAGCAAGUCAGAAAGGGACUGUCUGAAGUGCAAUACGUUUGCUGAGCUGCAGGAAAGACUAGAUUGCAUAGAUGGCAGCGAAGAACCCAGUAAGUUUCCCUUCGAAGAGCUGCCCAUCCAGUUCGGGCCGGAGCAAGCUGGCAGAUGUGCUCCUUUAAGCCAAGCAGUGGGGCCAGACACACCCUCUGAGUCUGAAAAGGAAGAUAACGGCUCAGACAAUGGCCAAUUGACCGAGAGGGAAGGCACAGAGCUUCCAGCCUCCAAGGCACAGCGGAAUCGGUCCCCUGCCCCUACUGUGACACGCAGCAGCAGCCCCAGUCCAGCCUCACCACGGAGCAUCCCGGGCAGCAGUAGCCAGCACAGUACCUCCCAGCUCACACAGAGCCCCAGUCUCCAGAGCAGCCGGGAGAGUCUGAACUCAUGUGGCUUCGUGGAGGGCAAGCCCAGACCCAUGGGCUCCCCGAGGCUAGGCAUUGCCAGUCUGUCCAAGACCUCAGAGUACAAACCUCCCAGUUCUCCCUCUCAGAGGUGCAAAGUCUACACCCAGAAGGGGGUCCUGCCCUCCUCUGCCCCACCACCUUCCCUGAGCAAGGACUCUGGCAUGGUCUCCAGUGAAUCCUUGCUUCAGCCCGACGUGCGCACUCCCCCAGUUGGAAUGAGUCCCCAGGUUUUGAAGAAAUCCAUGUCUGCCGGGAGCGAAGGGUUUCCCGGAACUCUAGUUGACGGUGAGGACCAGGAAGGCCCUCCAGCGGACUCUAAGAAGGAGAUUCUGAGCACCACAAUGGUGACUGUGCAACAGCCCCUGGAGCUGAAUGGUGAGGAUGAGUUGGUCUUCACACUGGUGGAGGAGCUGACCAUCAGCGGGGUGCUCGACAGUGGACGCCCUACCAGCAUCAUCAGCUUCAACAGUGACUGCUCCGUGCAGGCCCUGGCCUCAGGCUCCCGGCCCGUCAGCAUCAUCAGCAGCAUCAGCGAGGAUCUGGAGUGCUACUCCAGCAUGGCCCCCGUCUCCGAGGUGAGCAUCACGCAGUUCCUGCCUCUCCCAAAGCUGGGCCUGGAUGAGAAGGCUCGGGACGCGGGCAGCCGGCGUUCCUCCAUCAGCUCCUGGCUGAGCGAGAUGAGCGCGGGCAGUGAUGGCGAGCAGUCAUGCCACAGCUUCAUAGCCCAGACGUGCUUUGGGCAUGGGGAAGCCAUGGCAGAACCCCCAGCCUCGGAGUUUGUCAGCAGCAUCCAGAACACGGCAGUGGUGUGCAGAGAGAAGCCCGAGGUGGGCCCUGACAACCUGCUCAUCUUAUCUGAGAUGGGGGAAGAGUCUGGCAACAAAGCCGCUCCCAUCAAAGGCUGCAAAAUCUCAACGGUGGGCAAGGCCAUGGUCACCAUCUCCAACACAGCCAGCCUGAGCAGCUGCGAAGGGUACAUCCCCAUGAAGACCAACAUCACCGUUUACCCCUGCAUCGCCAUGAGCCCCCGAAACGUGCAAGAGCCUGAGUCCUCCACUGCCACCCCAAAGGUGAGCCCCAAAGCAUCCCAGGCCCAGGAAAGCAAGGAACCCAGUACAAGGAGAGAGAUGAAAUUUGAGGAUCCUUGGCUUAAACGAGAAGAAGAGGUGAAAAGGGAGAACGCUUACUCCAGCGAGGAAGGGGUUAAGUGUGAGCCGCUCCCAAGCUCCCUGAAGACUGAAGGUAAGUCAGAGCAGGAACUGGAUGGCAGGCCCAGCUCAGGCAACAGGCUGAGCAGCAGCAGCUCAGAGGCAGCCGCCUUUCAAGGGACUGAUAACGUUAGGAGAGUCGUGGAUGGCUGUGAGAUGGCCCUGCCUGGCUUGGUGGCCCAAAGUCCCCUCCAUGUCAACCGAAACCUAAAGUCAAGCAGCCUCCCAAGGGCAUUUCAGAAAGCUGACAGGCACGAGGAGCUGGACAGCUUCUACCAUUGCCUGGCAGACAGCAAUGGCUUCAGUGCUGCUUCGGGCAUCCCAUCCUCGAAGACAACCCUAGAGAGGAAAGUUGCUUCACCCAAGCAUUGCGUCCUGGCAAGGCCCAAAGGGACCCCGCCUCUGCCUCCUGUCCGCAAGUCUAGCUUGGACCAGAAGAACAGGGCCAGCCCUCAACACGGUGGUGGCAGCAGCAACACCAGCAGCCCCCUGAACCAGCCAGCUACCUUCUUGGCUUGCUUCCCUGAUGAGUCCAACGGCAAGACUAAGGAUGUCAGUAGCAGCAGUAAGCUCUUCAGCGCCAAGCUGGAACAGCUGGCCAGCAGAAGCAACUCUCUUGGCAGGACAACAGUCAGCCACUACGAAUGCUUGUCGUUGGAGAGGGCCGAAAGCCUGUCGUCGGUGAGCUCCCGCAUGCAUGCCGGCAAAGAUAGUACCAUGCCCCGCACUGGGAGGAGCCUGGGUCGCAGCACUGGCGCCUCACCACCCAGCUGUGGCAUCACUCAGUCCACAGGGGCCUCUCCCAAGGCCAGCCAGUCUAAGAUCUCUGCAGUGAGCAAGCUCCUGCUGGCCAGUCCUAAAUCCCGCAGCAGCCUGUCCACCUCCACCACCAAAACCCUCAGCUUCUCCACCAAGUCCCUGCCACAGUCUGUGGGCCAGAGCUCCAACCUACCGCCCAGCGGGAAACACAUGUCCUGGUCCACCCAGUCGCUCAGCAGGAACCGGGGCUCUGGGCUGGCUUCCAAACUGCCGCUAAGAGCGGUCAACGGGCGCAUUUCGGAGCUGCUCCAGGGCAGUGCGGGCCCGAGGAGUGCACAGCUGCGGGCAGAGGCGGAAGAGCGCAGUGGGGCUCCCUCGGAGGACAAGCCCGCAGCCGCCCACCUGCUGCCCUCGCCCUACAGCAAGAUCACCCCUCCGAGGAAGCCGCACCGCUGCAGCAGCGGGCACGGUAGUGAUAACAGCAGUGUCCUGAGUGGGGAGCUACCACCUGCCAUGGGGAAGACUGCCCUCUUCUACCACAGCGGAGGCAGCAGUGGCUACGAGAGCAUGAUGAGAGACAGCGAGGCCACCGGCAGUGCAUCCUCAGCCCAGGACUCCAUGAGCGAGAACAGCAGCUCCGUGGGAGGGAGAUGCAGGAGCCUCAAAAACCAAAAGAAAAGGUCCAAUUCAGGUUCCCAGAGACGGAGGCUCAUUCCAGCACUGUCUCUCGAUACCCCCUCACCUGUGAGGAAAACUGCCAGCAGCACAGGGGUCCGCUGGGUGGACGGCCCCUUGAGGAGCACCCAGAGGAGCCUUGGGGAACCAUUCGAAAUUAAAGUCUAUGAGAUUGAUGACGUGGAGCGCCUGCAGCGACGUCGAGGAGCUACAAGCAAGGAGGUCAUGUGCUUCAAUGCCAAGCUGAAAAUCCUAGAACAUCGGCAGCAGAGAAUCGCUGAAGUCCGAGCCAAGUACGAGUGGCUGAUGAAGGAGCUAGAAGCGACCAAGCAGUACCUGAUGCUGGACCCCAACAAGUGGCUUCGUGAAUUUGACUUGGAGCAGGUCCUGCAGCUGGAUUCCCUGGAGUACCUGGAGGCACUGGAGGGUGUGACAGAGCGCUUGGAGAGCCGCGUCAACUUCUGCAAGGCCCAUCUCAUGAUGAUCACCUGCUUUGACAUCACCUCCAGGCGCCGAUAAGGACUGAUGGGCUCUGAGCCAUCAGGCCCUCUCUCCCCCAGGACUUCAGCAGGACACCGCCCUCCCAAGCCCUCUGUGCUGGCAACACCCAAGACAACAGGAUGAGGAUGAAGGUUGGUAGCAAGUCUGGAGUGAGCGUGGAGCGAAAGGCGAUGUUUCCUUUGUUUGCCAUAGGAAAGAAAGGUACAGACACCAACAUGUGGAAGGAGGAAAUGAUGGGAAGCCCCGUGGGACUGAGAAAGCACUUUGAGGAACCUUGAAGAACUCUGUACAUAGGACCGCUAGCAAAGAGACUCUUACCUUGCGGCUGUGGGAAAGGGGAGGGUGACAUGGGAUUACCAUGGAGAACGAAACACCAACAAGAUGACCCAGAAUGAUGGAUUAAGUGCCUUGCAAAUCUUUAUGAUUAUCCAAACAUUGUGUCCGUACUUUCUUGUGUCCAGAUGGUGCUAGUCAAGAAGAAAUCAACAAAACAGAAAACUCAACCCAGUUUUUGAAAUGUAUUGACGGCUUGUUUUCUCUUGGUAUUUUUCUCUUGUUUCUGAUUUGCUGUUUGUUUCUAAGAAGUUGUGUUUGUAGUGAUGUCUCCUAAUCGGUAUUGCAGCUGAAUAAAUGUUAACUGUCUUUCAUGGCUCUUCUGGUAAGGCCACUCAGACCGUGGAAACCGCGUUGGCAUGAGCCGGUGUGUUUCCCAGGGAGGUUUGGAAGGACAGGUGAUGGGAGAGACUAUCUUCCAAAGCGGCAGGUCAGCUGGCAGACCCAGGGUUGGGCAUGGAAUAGGUACACAUGAGCUUUAGUGACAAGGAGAGAUGUCUUUAAGGGGAAGAGAGAUGUGAGCCCCUGUCCCUGUUUGUUUCAUGGGCUUGUGGCUCUCAACACAAGCUCAUGUUCCUUUCUAGCCCAAAGACUGGCUGGAAAGCUUGGGCAACCGCAGCCGAGUCCCAUUUCUUUGUUUACUGUGGCAUCACUGAUGCAAAGUGGGGCUGUCUACAUUUCGACUCUCUGGGCUCACACGGGCUUGGGGUUGCAUCGUUUUCUGCCAUCCAGUGUCCUGUCCAGUAGCAAGAGGCCAACUCUCCCCUGUCCUAAAGCCUCCAUGGCUUGUCCCUGCCACCUUAGUAUCCUAAGAAAGAGAGAGAAACCCCAUCCCUAAAUUCCAGACCCCACAUACAUAGGGCAGAGUGGAGAUCUAGAUCUUGCCCCCCCCCCCAAAAACCUGAGGACUUUAUUCUCAAAUUAUCCUCCUCCUUUCAGGGCUAUUGGACCAUGUUAGGGAGAUAGGACUGAAGCAUGGAAUGGUCAGGCAUUGUCUACAGGCCUCUGGAACAACUGAGCAUUGCAGGAGGGCCAAGAAUUCUCUCUCCCAGAGCCUCUGCAGCCUGCCUGUGCAAACACAAGCUCAGGGGUUUGGAAAGAGGACUCUGAAUCCUCAACCUUUGUGUGGCACAUCUGGGCCAGCCCCACUAACCAACUCCUUGACCCCAGAUGCUCUCUAAAGAGAAAGAACUCUGUGUUUCUGGACCAGCCCUUUUGCUGGACGCCUGCAUCCCAGCACAGCACGAUGCAUGGCCAGCAGAACUCAUCACACAGGAGUCAUGUGAGUGCUGUGGCACCUGAUCCUUGAUACAGAGCAGGGCACAGAUGAGGCCAUCGGCUUGACUGUUUUAGAAGUCAGCCUUGUAGACCAAAAGCUAGCCCCAUGGGUCACUCAGUCCUGCUUUGCACAUUCCUAAGAGUUGACUCUUCUGCAAAAGGGUCCCAAGGUGCUGAUUGAAUGGCCUGAGCUCUGGAAUGGCCCCUUUCCCCUUCUGUGUAUCUUGUAGCUUUAACAAGUGUGUCUCCUAGAGAAGCAGAGCCUUCUCAGAUCUUCUCCAGCUCCUCCCAGUGCCAUUCGGCAGGAGUCCUGGGCUCAGGGCCCACCUCAGCCUCAUAACACAUGUGUGCAUGGACCUGCUUAACAGCAAUGUUCUUGGAAGCUUCUACACCCAUAGGGGUGCCAAUACUUUGAACAUCUGUUUUGAUUGCUGGUUUGAAAUAUACUUCUGUUUUGUUUCUUAUGAAGGGCCUUGAUUUGGGAAGUUUUGCUCAAAAGCAAAUUCAUUUGAUUAGUAAUCCAUGAGCUUGGCUUUGGUCCCUGCUGCCUUUUCCCUUAGCCGUGAGGUCAUCAGGCCCCAGUGAAUACUUUAACGGGCCACCAACAAAGCCCAGUGCCUUUGCUGGAGUGAGACUGGGCUGACAUCUGUAGAAAGCAGACUCUUAGUCAGCAGGUUCUCCUGGGAGAGCAGCCCUCGGUUGCCUCCCACUCGGAUUUGCUUGCAUACCUUCCAAGCAUCUUUAUGCUUCAGCUAGGCCAUAUUACCAGGGUUACUUGACCAGGCGAGGUUAGCUUCCCAGGGGGUCACAUCCACAUGACAGGGCAUCCCACUGGACUCCACCGGUGGUGCAGGGAGAUGUUUGUGUGAAAUAAUGCACAUCUCUUGUCCAUUCUAAUAUCCUGCCCCCCCCCACACACAAGUAAGCUGUAAGCAUCUUAUUCUACCACAUAGCUCUAUCUUAGCUGAUAAGCCUUGGAGAACUCCGGCAUCCCAUGAUGCAACUGUUCCCUGCCCUAUCUCUGAGAUGCCUAUGGGAGUACAACUCUCUAGGUGCCAAGACGUAGUCCUGGUGUCUGAUGAUGGUGCCAGUGUGAGGUGGCUCCGGGUUUGGCUUGAGGAACACGCAAACAAAUACCAAGGGGCAAAGGGACCGCCAAAGAACUCACUUAUAAUUCAUUAUCCAUCCGUAGAUGGCCCCAAAGUGUUUCCUUGAAAUUAAUAUUUAGGUUCCUAUGCCUUACUUGAAUUCUGUCCUUCCCCCCAUAACUGCAGCUGUUGAUAGAUUUUACAAUCCUAAUAAAUCUGUAUAGAAGACACACAAUCCAGAUAUUUUCAUUAUAAGCCACAUGCCUAGGUUGGGCAGAUCUAGGGCUAUGCUAACUUAUUCUCCGGCUAUAAGACCCCUUGAUACUUGCUGUCUCUCCUGGCCACCUGAUUCUGGUCCAUGGCCACUGCCUGCUCCACCAUCUUCUUCCUCUCCCCAUCUCUGUCCAGAUCUUCAACUCUCUCUUGAGCCUCCAUCCCCAUCUUCCCCUUCCACUGCCCAAUCACAGGCUCUAGCCUUUUAUUGACCAGUUAAACUGGGGAGACAGUUCGCAUGGCAUCAGUUGAGUUUGUGAUGGUCUGGGCAACCACUUCUGUAGGAAUCAGUGUUAGCAUUAGGAUUCAAACCACAUCAUCUAGCCCUGCUUCAAAGAAUCUAGUGUGAGGCAGAAGCAUUUUCAGCCCAAGUAAAACUAAAAUCUGAAACAGGGGCAUCAUUCUCCCAGGAGGAAACCCUUAGUUCACCUCACCUGGGCCAGGGGAUAGGUGCGGUUGCUCUGAGGGAGCUGGGGUUUGCUUUCAGUACCCACCUAAGAGCUGAAUCUUUUGAGCUGAAUCUUUUAUCUUAUCUCUGAACCCUUCUGGAAACCUCCGGACGCUGUCUCUAACUUUCAUCUCAGCAGAGGUGAAACCCAGACCACUCUCUUGUGGUUUCACCUUCAGUUGCUGUUCCCAACAUGGGGAACAUAAGAUACAGUUUCAGAGAUGGACCCUCUGAUGGCAUAGCAAUGACUCAAGUAAUGACCCCCAAGCAAGAAAAUGGCUCCUGAGCUAGAGACUAGUGUAAGGAACAUCACACAGCUCCAGGAAAUGGGGCAAAGGGUGGGCAGCAGGAAUGUUCAUCCAGUGGGAACCAGGUCCCAUUUGCCACAAAUCAGCUUAAAGAUGGAGGUCUAACAUCCAGGAAGGAGCUCCAAUGCUCUGUAGGGAAGUGCUCCCAAGGGACCUAACACUCAGGUUGUGCUUGCUGCAGGGAGUUCCAUCCAAACUUUGAGCAAGAAAAGCAUCUGCCCUGUGGGCAUGGAUCCCACAUCCUUGAGGAACAGCCACCUUCUCUGGUCUUCGGAGUCUCGUGCUCUUCGUUCAUGAGGAUCCAUUCAUAUGCCUUCUUCACAGCUCUGUAUUUCAAUCCCGCUGUCUGCCCUUGACUUUCCGGUAAAGAAGGUGAGGUUGGCAGGAGCCCACAAUUUGCUCAGUGCAAACAUGGCCUUUGCCGAUCUGUAGCUGAGCCCGAAGUGAAUGUUUUUUGGGUUUCCUUAUUCCACCAAGAAUUGUAGUCUGUAAAAGAAAUUACUAAAAAUGAGUUCCUUCCAAAAUCGAAAACAGAUUUCCUGAAUGUUGUUCUUUCCUUGGGACAUAUGCAAAAACAUUUCCUCCCUUUUAGGGUAGUUUAUCUUUAAAACCAAAGCCAGGGCCCAUUAGAAACAUGUUGAAAAUCCUGUGUUCUAUGAGUUGAUGCUGACUAAGCCAUCCACUGUCAUCGUCCUUCCUGCCUUCCUGCCACUGCCUAGAUUUGGCCCUGAUUUCCACAUUGAAAGGGGUGUGCUUAGUGCUAACACAUGUGUGGCUCUGGGAGAGGCCGACACAGCCCGCUGCUCUUCUCUGAGCCAAGUUAAACAGCUGAGGGCAAGUUUCACAGACAUGAUUGGUUAAUGGUUCUAAUUUUUUUUUCAAGUGAUAGAAACACAGCAUUCUUGUACAGUAUAUAGAUUACCACUCUCCUGGACAACAUCAGUAACCUCUUUACAACAUUACGAAGCCAUUUGUAAAAACACAUAAAUUGUAUUGUUUAGCCAUCUUCCUGAUGUGUCAGAAUAUAUUUCUAAGUGACAAACUCUGAAUUAUUUCCAUAAGAAUAAAAGCAGGAUUAUAACCAAGGAAACUAUCUUAAAUCCAAUGUAUCCUCUCAAAAAUAAGGGGGGAGGGGUGGUGAAAACAUCUAAGAGUUAAUUUAUCCAUUCCUAAACAAACACAUUCUACUUUGGGGUGGCCCUUUGCAAAACCUGAGGUGAUGUCACAAUGUUGGACAUAGUGUGACACUGUGGGAGGGGCGAAGCUGAAUAUUCUCCACACACAACAAUUACUGGUGUCAUGUGAAAGUGAGCACUCCAAUCCCUGGGUUUUAUGUCCACUUAGAAUGACCUUGCCCAAAGGAGUCUCCUGCAUCCAUUCCCCACACCGCCAGCCUCCUACACUGCCAGGCUUGACUUAAGGAGACAUUAUUGAUUUGUAACCUCAGAAUGCUGUCCUGUAACACCGCUUAUGUUCCUAGAUCUAUUUCUGCACUGUGGUCAGGAACGCCCUCCACACGUCCUGAGUUGAAGUGUGUGUGCUUGCUCGGUCUGUGUUUUGUCUUUUUUCUUCUGUUUUUCUUACUCCAGCGAUGUCUAUUAGCAGAGACAUGGGCCAGGGAAGGGUGAUGGAUACAGCCAGGGGUGGGAUAUCAGCCUCAAAGUGCAGAGCUUUGCUCUGAAUCUCAGCAGGCAGCCAAAGGGACUGAGACAAAGCUCUUCCUUUCAAGUUGGCAUGGCAAUCAACUUGGAAAUCAGGUUCCCCGGGCCUUUGCCUUCCUAACAAAGGAUCCAGCCUCCUCCAACUGGGUCUCCACUCAGCCCCUGUAGAAAAGUGCUGACAGUAUUAAGUUCUACUCUUCCCUAAGACCCCAGGAGGUCCUCACCGUGCAUAGAUGUGCCAUCUGUUCUUGAGAAACCAAAGCACUUUAGUGAGUCUUACAACCCAUAAUACUUACAGUAUUUGCCCUCUGAAAGGUGGAAGGGGCUUGGGCUAGGUCUCAUUUGAGAGGCAACUAGAGCUAGGAGGAAAAGCCUGGAGCUAGACAGCAGGGAGCUAAGCCACAUCUGCACCACCACAAGCUAUGAACCUCGGGUAGGUUGCUGAAUUUUGCUGCCCCCCCCCCCUAGACAGUUGUGGGGAGGUCCUAACAGCUACCCUCCUGGGAUGGCAGAAAAGGAAGGGAAUAAUAUAACUGGUGGGACACGCUUUGAAGAAAUCAGAAGCUCUCUCCAGAGGGGAGGGAGGAUCAUGUAUAGAUGAAGAAGUUGACAUCCGUACUCACUGCCUGGCCAGGUUCACAGUCUCACAGCAGAACUGGGACAUGAGCCCCGCCACCUGGAGUGUCCCUGAUAGAGCACCUUUCACCCAGAGUGUGUACAUGAACACAGGCUGCUUCUCUGUGCCAGUGUGUGCACAUAUGUGGGUGUGUCUGUAUGGGGGGUGUGUGCAGCACAGAUGAACGUAGGACAGAAACUCCGAGUCCUAAUUCCUUUCUAACAGUCGACCUGUCUGUGGCCUGGGACACACAACCAACUCUUCUGGACCUCAGAUUUUCUAAGUCAUAAAACAAGGACAUUGUGGCAUGGGAUCUUUGUGGUUCUUCCAACUUUGGUGACGAGAGCCCCUAACGGGUGAUGUAUGUAUGUAUAUAUCGAUAUGCUUAUCUGUAGAAACGGGCCCAUUGGGAAAUUGGAGACGAGGCCUGCCCGAGUGCAUUGACUUGUAACAGAAUCGGCAACUUCACAAGUCCGUAAGCCUUCAUUUUAAAAGUCGAUGGGAUGGUGUCAUUUACUGUCAUUGUUUCAAAUUCACUGUUGAACUGGGUAGAGGAUUGGUGCUGUUUUAAAAACUAAGUUCUUAGCUCACAAGUGUUUGCUGUUACUUUUCAAAACACGAGUCAUUUGUUCAAAAGUCAAACUUUUAACUCUGCCUUGGGCAGGUCCCCAACAGCCUGUUUUGCAGGCUGGGUUUUGUGUAUGGGCUUUUACAUAACUAUAUAAAAGUUAGCUGUUGGCUUGAUCAUGGUAAAUAUGAACAGAUUGCCUGGAGAACAGUCCAGAAAAGAAUUGAAUUCUAUAGUUCUCAUCAACUGGUGACAUGAAACCAUUAAGCUGUGUGCAAUUCCCUGGUGUGAAGAUAUUGUUCACUGGCUACAGUCUCUGACUUUGUGGCAUAUGAGGUAUAAAAUGUUGUAAAAAAAAAAAAUCUGGUGUUUAAAAGAAUCAAAGUAUGGUGGCAUUAAAUGUUCACUUUUAUCCUA